AUGCGCUUCGCUUUCGCCUUCCUUCUCUUCUUGAUCACCCUCACUGUCGCUCUCCCUGUCGCCAACCCGGCGAGCAAGUCCUCCUCAGACAAGCAGAAGCUCGAGAAGGGAAUCAAAGACAACCUCAAAGCUGGAGACAAGGAGAUAGCCGCUACCAAGAAGGCUCAGGAUGCCGCCAAGAAGAAUGACGCAAAGGGCCUUAAGAAGGAUGAGAAGGGCAUCAAGAGCGCACUGAACGAGGCGACGAAGGACCGCGAGAAGAACCAGAAGAUCGCCGGAAACAAGGAUCCCAAGCUUACCCAGGGAUUGGGAAAGGUUGAAAAUGCGCAAAAGGGCGCCAAGAAGACUGUCAACGGUCUGACGGGCGACCCAAAGAAAGACAAGGGAUCGUUGGAUAAGCUGGAUAAGACUUUCAAGAAGGGCAAGAAGGUCAACCAGGACAACCUGAAAGAGUAUCUUCAACCAGACCACGCUGAAAUGCCUGCCAACCCUCCCAUCUCGGAGGAGCCACCGAGCCAUGCGUCGCAACAAGCUCCUGAAAUUGAAGCGAAGCCCGGUAACCUACCUGACGAGGAGUCAUCACCAGUCGAAGUACACACAGAAGCUUUCACAUAUCCCGACGGAGGCACUCAAGCCUGGCUGCAAGUUGUCGCAUGCAACAUCACCAACCAAAUCUCAUGGGGCUACCCCUCCUCGUAUGGCGCCUAUCAAGCCUAUUACACUACGACACUAGGACUUCCAUCAGCGCAGGUAUCAUGGGUUGGCUCGGUGCAGAUUUUCCUCGCUUUCGGCAUAUGCGCGUUCUCUGGGCGUCUAGUUGAUGCUGGAUACGGUAGACAUGCGGUCAUCACCGGCUCCUUCAUGGCCGUGACGGGUACUCUUAUGACCAGCUUCUGCACCAAGUACUGGCAGAUAUUCCUCGCACAAGGACUGUAUACCGGAAUCGGUAUGGGCAUUAUGUUCAUGCCGGGAAUUGCCAUCGUGGGAUCGUACUUCAAAGAGCGGAGAACGUUGGCACUCUCCAUAGCCAACGUCGGCACUGGGCUAGGGUCCGUCACGUUUCCCACGCUAUUGAACUACACCAUCCCCCAUGUUGGCUUCGCAUGGGCUGUCCGGUGCCAAGCUCUCAUGAUGCUGGUCCUAGCCAUUAUUGCUUGUACCCUUCUCAAGCCGCGUCUUGCGCCGAGGAAGAAAGGAUCUAUCUUAGAAUGGGCGGCGUUCAAGGAGCGCUCUUAUUCACUGUUCGCCGUCGGGUCGUUCUUUUUCUUCUUGGCACUUUACUUUAGCUUCUUCUACAUCAACACGUUUGCCCAAAAGGCUAUCGGUCUGUCGUACACAGAGUCGGUUUCCUUACUUCUGAUCCUCAACUCCUCGGGAAUUCCCAGCCGUGCUUUAGCCGGUAUUCUGGCAGGAUAUCUGGGUGCCAUCCAUACAUCCAUCCUCAGCAACGCUCUAGUGGGCAUAAUGUACUUCGCAUGGAUCGGGGUCCGCGAUAAGUCCGGACUAUAUGCGUUGACCGUCAUCUUUGGAAUUGCGAAUGGAUUCGCUCAAGGCAUCUUCACUCCGGCUUUGGCAAGCCUCACGCAAGAUCCGCAGAAGAUGGGAGUGCGCUUUGGCAUGGUGGCAACAAUAGUUGGAGCGGCGUCGUUUGCAGGCCCGCCUAUAUCAGGAGCGAUCGUAGAUGCAUCGGGCGGAAAGUACAUCUGGGCUCAGAUUUGGGCGGGUGCGGUAACCUUUCUAGCUUGUCUUUUCCUCAUUGCUGCUAGAAUUGCAGCUGUUGGGACGACUUGGUCAGCGAAGGUAUAA
Colletotrichum karsti is the source of this 1806-nucleotide messenger RNA. RefSeq names its product MFS monocarboxylate transporter. Gene Ontology annotation, biological process: transmembrane transport. The record is from RefSeq and is a predicted model, not a curated record. Gene Ontology annotation, molecular function: transmembrane transporter activity. The transcript has 3 exons. Gene Ontology annotation, cellular component: fungal-type vacuole membrane. Bases 1 to 1806 code for a protein of 601 amino acids. Lineage: Eukaryota; Fungi; Ascomycota; Sordariomycetes; Glomerellales; Glomerellaceae.